This is a messenger RNA of Helianthus annuus (common sunflower), 933 nucleotides long. RefSeq names its product ras-related protein RABA5c. The transcript is spliced from 2 exons. The record is from RefSeq and is a predicted model, not a curated record. Gene Ontology annotation, cellular component: endosome. The coding region runs from base 140 to 793 and encodes 217 amino acids. Gene Ontology annotation, molecular function: GTP binding; GTPase activity. Lineage: Eukaryota; Viridiplantae; Streptophyta; Magnoliopsida; Asterales; Asteraceae.
AACAAUAAAAGCAGUCAAUAAGGGUCCACUAAUACAGCACCAUUGUCUGUCUAUCCCUGCCACUCUGCCAACCGUUUCCUGCUGUCCACCUUCUCAAUCAAAUCAAAACCCCAACCAAAUCUUCAUCAAUUCCCCAAACAUGGACUCAUCCGACGACGAAGGAGAAGAAUACCUCUUCAAAGUCGUCAUCAUCGGCGACUCCGCCGUCGGAAAAUCAAACCUCCUCUCCAGAUACGCUCGCAACGAGUUCAAUCCGCACUCUAAGGCCACAAUCGGCGUCGAGUUUCAGACUCAGAGCAUGGAGAUCGACGGUAAAGAAGUUAAGGCUCAGAUUUGGGAUACCGCCGGUCAGGAACGCUUCCGUGCGGUUACCUCUGCCUACUACCGCGGUGCUGUUGGUGCCUUGAUUGUUUAUGAUAUCUCCAGAAGCACUACGUUCGAUAGCGUCUCUCGGUGGCUCGAAGAGCUUAACACUCAUUCGGAGACAACGGUCGCGAGGAUGUUGGUGGGAAACAAAUGUGAUUUGGAGAAUAUCAGGGCUGUAUCUGUUGAAGAUGGCAAGAAUCUCGCAGAGCAAAACGGGUUAUUUUUCAUGGAAACGUCGGCACUUGAUUCAACAAAUGUCAAAACGGCUUUCGAGAUGGUUAUUCGGGAGAUCUACAAUAAUGUAAGUCGAAAAGUAUUGAAUUCAGAUUCAUAUAAAGCUGAGCUAUCUUUAAACAGGGUGACUCUUGCAAACAAUGGUGAUGGGGAAUCUAAACAAGAUCAAAGCAAAUACUCUUGUUGUUCUUGAUUACUGAAUGUUUAUUCUUUCUAUAUCUACUUUGGAAAUUAAAUUAUUUUGUUUUUGGAUUUUGUAUAAUCUUUACAUUUGUGUUCCUCAACAAUGUUAAUUUGACAAGGAAUAUUCUUUACAUGGUUUAUGUUGCCAAA